Messenger RNA from Akanthomyces muscarius, 2703 nucleotides. RefSeq lists its product as uncharacterized. Gene Ontology annotation, molecular function: four-way junction helicase activity; nucleic acid binding; ATP binding. The record is from RefSeq and is a predicted model, not a curated record. Bases 1 to 2703 code for a protein of 900 amino acids. Lineage: Eukaryota; Fungi; Ascomycota; Sordariomycetes; Hypocreales; Cordycipitaceae. Gene Ontology annotation, biological process: double-strand break repair via homologous recombination. Gene Ontology annotation, cellular component: cytoplasm; chromosome. The transcript has a single exon.
AUGGGCCACGUGUGGCUCGGCAUGCCAGGGCGCGGGCCCGAGGUGACGACCAUGCGGCACUGCGACGGGCUGCAGGUGAUGCGAAAUGUUUUUCUGUACAACGGGCACGUCAUGGUGGUCACGGACCGGGACAAGGCCAAGUCUAUCCGCGAUAUGGGACGCAAGGUGGCACGGUUCUUGCCAGACACGAUGGGCCGGGUGUUCGUGGCGUAUAUCGCGUGGCUGCUGCCGGCGGAGGAGGUUCUCGAGCAGGCGCUCGAGCUUCCCGCCACGCCCCAAGCUAACAAGGAGUUUAUGUGGCGGCAUGGAAAGUCGGCGCGGUGGAACACAGAGAAGCUGAGCGCGCUGUUGCAGCGAGAGAUGGGCACGGCGGUCGGCGUGCGGCUCGGCGUGGCGCGGUACCGUAUCAUGGUGAUUGAGAUGGGCCGCAUCGUGCAGGGGCUGCAGCUCGCGGAGAUGGAGAGGCGUAUCGAGGACGAGAACAAUGAGGGUUUCGAGGUGGAUGAGUUAUCUGGCGAGCUCCUCCACGUCGGCGGAAGCUGGAACAUCGUGUGGGAUCUGCAGAGCACGCACAGCACACGGACAGCCCGACAGCACUAUGCUGUGCACAUCGGCAUGCCGGGCCACCUGACACCGACGCUGCUGCGCAACUUUCACGAGGUCAGCCGGCUAUGGCACGCGUUUCUACACAAGGGCACGCCGCUACAGCCGUGGGGCAGGAGAGCGCAGACAGAGCGGGAUAGCGGCACGGAGGACACGGCGGUGGAGACGGGCGAUAGUGAGGCCGAAGCUCUCGUGGCUCUACAGGCGCUCGAGGGCGAGGCGGCAACGUGGCGCUCGCAUAAGCAGAAAGAGUGCAUGCACGCGAUUCUACGGCUACAGGGCGCGCAGCAUCUAAUCUGCGUGUUACCGACUGGGGCGGGUAAGAGCAACUUGUUUAUGGCGCCGGCGGUGAUGGCAGGUCGGGGCACGACCGUCGUUAUCGUGCCGUUCUCCACGCUUAUUGACGAUCUUGUCGGGCGAGCCAGGGAGAAGGGCGUGGACGCGAUCCAAUUCCGUAGCAGCGAGGUGGUCACGCGAGAGGCGAUGCCAUACGUGCCGCGGCUUGUGUUUGUGAGUGCUGACACGGCUGUCGCUGAGGACGAGCUCUUUAUGGCAUAUGUGGACAGGCUCGCGCACGGCGGGCACCUGCAGCGUAUCUUUGUCGACGAGGCACACGUGGCGAUCACAGACUCAUCGUACAGGGAAGCGCUUACGAAGCUCAAGGAGCUGCAUCGCUUCACACGGCCCAUGGUGAUGCUCACGGCGACGCUCAUGAAGACUAUGGAGCGAGACUUCCGCGCGAUGGUUCUACUACCCAACGCAGCCAUUAUACGCGACCGAACGACAAAGACGAACGCACGAUACGAGUUUAUACAAGUCGGGAGGAAGGAGGGCGCAGUAGAGAAGGCGACGGUCCAGUUUAUCAGGCAGGCGAUGGCGUCUAUAGCAAGCCAGGAGAAAUGCGUGGUGUACUGCAAAUCUAUUGCCGACUGCCGCGCUAUCGCAGAGGAGCUAGGCUGUCUCUGCCACCAUAGCGAGAUGAGCGACGCGGAGCGGAAGGGAGUCAUCGCGCUCUGGCUGUCGGGUCAGGCGAGCCCCGUGAUAGCCGCCACGACUGGGCUCGGCACCGGCGUGAACUAUGGCGGGAUCGUGGUCAUCGUACACCAGGGCAUACCAUAUGGACUCGUCGACUAUAUACAACAAACCGGGCGAGGCGCGCGGCAGGACGGCCAGACGGUGCAGUGUAUUGUCAUCUAUGACGGGGUGCGGCCGUUUGAGGCCAAGGGCAUCACCAGCGUGUCACUUAGGAACCAGCACGCGAUGUGGACGGUGGCAACUGCGCCCGGCUGUGUCCGUGAGCAGAUUGCGAUGAUCAUGGACGGCGUGCUAGGUGAGUGCUGUGGUGAUGUAGACGGCGCGGUGCCAUGCUACCAGUGUGCACCACGCUACGUGGCAGAGGCAGGGAGGGGUUGGCAGGACACGAGACGGGAGGACGCGCCCGUGGCGGUCAGGGGUAGGGACGUAGGCACAGACGCUCUUGCACGGCGGGCUGAUACGGAGGAGACCCGCGCCCGGGGCCACGCCGCCAACGCGAGUGUGUUCCAGGAAGACGUUCGAGCUCGAACCGCAGACGAGCGCAUGGCUCGACAGUGGCUAGAGGAGGUCAAAGACUCGUGCGCUGCAUGUUAUAUCAAGGCUUUCUUAGUAGAAGAGGGCGGUCUAGACAGACACGGCGUAGACUAUGGCCAGGACGUGGGCGCACACGAGGCGCUCGGGGCAGCAUGUCCCGCGCUGCAUUCGGGGAUGGUCUCGCACCGGGUAUUCCGAGCGAGACUCCGGUUCGCCGCGCACUCCUGCUGCUUCACCUGCAAGCUGCCACUUGAUUGGUGCGCGCAGGCUAAAGCAGACAGGGGUGAGAGGGAUCGAUGUGUGUACGCGGACAAGGUGCUGCCUGUAAUAUUGGUGGCGGCCAGCAUAACGCGCCAGGCGGCAUGGAUACGCGACGAGUUCGCGAUUGAUCUGAGCGACGAGGCGGCGUUCGUACAAUGGCUUGCUGGCCGACAAAGAUUCAUGGAUACGAGAGGGACAAACAUGCAUAUGUUAUGGGUGAGGAUUCUGCGUAAAGCUUACGGACCACAGAUGCGUGUCGCGGGAUUGUAG